AUGCGCGCCGCUAAGCCCACCUACAUGAAGAUUGGGACUGCGACGGUGCAGGAAAGUGACGUAGAAGUCAAGAAAUCCGCAUGGCUUUCUGUACUGCAGCUGAAAUUCUCCGCACUCGUCACCAAUAUCACCAUCCAGCGCUACCUACCCUUAUUAUUCUCCACUGUCUCUGAGGGCGCACCAAGGAGCGCAUGGCGUUGCGUAGAUGAAUAUCAUGGAAGGAGUUCACGGGAUUCAACUGAGAUCGCCAAGAUAAGGUUGAUAUCGGAUGCGGGCCGUCUGCCCCACAGUGAAGCGAUAUCGUUAGGCCAAGCCUUCGUGAAAGAAUUCUGUUCCGAGGAAAAGUACUGUGAAGAUGGAAGUGCUAAGGAAGUGCAGAGCUUGUCCUUAAAGCACAUAUAUACGACAUGUAUUGAUUACUUUUUCAACAAAGACCGAGUCCCUGACCGUUUAAAGUGA
Messenger RNA from Lindgomyces ingoldianus, 459 nucleotides. RefSeq lists its product as uncharacterized. Bases 1 to 459 code for a protein of 152 amino acids. The record is from RefSeq and is a predicted model, not a curated record. Lineage: Eukaryota; Fungi; Ascomycota; Dothideomycetes; Pleosporales; Lindgomycetaceae. The transcript is spliced from 6 exons.